AAAUCAAAGUCAUAUGUACAUGGUAUCGAAUUGCCCACCUACUCAACUUCGCCCAUUACACCACUCAUUCGCACGCGUAUAUAUUCAUCUUGAAUCAAGGUACUGGGCGAAAAUUUUCUCGACACAUUAUACCGGCGCUGCUUCCAAUGCCAAGAUAUGUCAACAUCGGGGUCAUUAACAGUCGAACAAUGGUACACGGGCGACAUCAAUACUGGAGGCCAGAACAACUGGAGAGUAACGGCACUCGCUAUCUCAGCGACGCCGGUUGCAUACGCUACCUUUCAAAAUGAAUAUUUUUACUUCACCGAACUUGCUAAUGGCUAUCCUAGUGACAUGUAUACCGCAGGCGAUCCAGCAACGACUUCCGGAAGUGUCGUAGUCUCCAUGAGAUCUGUUCCCAUACCCCAAUUUGUUUACGGGACUUUGGACAUUACAGUCUCUUCGAGUGCGGCAGAAAUCUCUUCUGCGACCAGUACCUUACAAAGCGCGUCGCAGCCAGAUAUCUUUUCCGCAACGUCAAGCGCAGCCGCAGAACCUUCGACGACACCCAUAGAAACUUCCACAGUCCCCGCAACCGGCGCCAGCGAUCCAUCCCUUAGUGGCGGCGCAAUCGCCGGCAUUGUAAUUGGCGGUCUCUUUCUCACCGCACUCAUAAUAGGCGGCUGGUAUUUCUGGCGGAGACGGAAACGCGUGAAGACGGUUUCAUCAAGUUCUGGAGGAGAGAUAAUAGCUGAAAAAGGUGGUGAUGGAGACAUAUUAGAAAUGCAUGCAGAUGAGACGCUGCAGGAGCUGUCGGCGAGGGACCGAUCGGAUGCGAGAGAGCUAGAUCCUACACAAUACUCCAGAUACGCGCCGAAUGGAGCUCACGAGCUCAUGAGCCAUCAUGGAGAAAGUCGCUUCAGGCCAGCUCACGAGCUUGACCCUGAGACGAGGCCUGGGGAGCUACCGAAUGGCGAGACUGAGCAGGCGCCGCAAGUGCAAGUGUAUCAACAUAACCUGGAGCCUGCUGUUGCAACAACGGAAACGACUGCUGCAGCGUCAUCGAAUGUUGAAGCGCAAAGGAGAAGAGAAAUGGAAUGGCUGGAGAUGGAGGAGGAAAGAAUGCGAAAACGAAGGGAGAUGCUCGCUAUACAAGCAGACCAUAAGACACAAUAAGACCAAAAGGAUAUGGUACUCUUUGUGCAGUAGAAAGCAGGGAGUGUGCCCUCGAGAUUUUCGUGGGAUAGAGGUGCAGAGGGAUAAUAAGCUUGGCCCAUAGCACAGAGUUGCCAUAAGAUUCGUCUGUGAGACCAUAGAACACAUAGUUGCACAGGUCACUACAUGUCUUUUGACAUAGUAGAUUCGGAAUAUGCGAGCGCAUUGGAGGCCCACGAAUGCACAACACAAUUCCGUGGGUACCGGCGCCCAAUUCAUCGCGAGUAACCAAAACAACAAUUCAGGUUCCAGCUUUCAGUUUAAUAAUACUGUGGGUGCUUUCCACAACAAUGGGCAGGAUGGAAGUCGAAGUACCUAAAGAAGGACGAUUCUAAAUGGCGUAGGAAAAUUGUUUGGGCCGUUUUGUUGGUGUUUCGAAAGCGG
Molecule: messenger RNA, 1578 nt
Organism: Alternaria alternata
Lineage: Eukaryota; Fungi; Ascomycota; Dothideomycetes; Pleosporales; Pleosporaceae
Exons: 2
Coding region: 157-1155 (332 amino acids)
Source: RefSeq, a predicted model, not a curated record